AACAAAAAGUGAAAAGAGGUGGAGACUAACAAGAAGCUGAUCAAAGCAGUAAUGCAGAGGUAUAUAGAGGCAGGAAAUCCACGAAAGGUCUCCAUCAGUAGAUGAAUUCAACAUUCAAGAAACAUGAGAAUGAGGGUUUUGCUUAUCGUCACCACUCUUGUGGCUCUGACCAGUGCAGCCAGCGUCUCUCUGGAAGACCUGGAGUUCAAUGCCUGGAAAUUGAAGUUUGGUAAGAUCUAUAAGUCUGUAGAGGAGGAGUCUCAGCGUAAGAUGACUUGGCUGGAAAAUCGCAAAGUGGUCCUGGUACACAACAUGCUGGCCGACCAGGGCAUUAAGAGCUACAGACUUGGCAUGACCAAAUUUGCAGACAUGGAUAACCAGGAAUACAGAGAAUCUGUGUUAAAAGGCUGUCUGAGGUCCUUCAACGCGACCAAGAGACACAGUGCAGCUACAUUCUUCCGAAAGGCAGGCGGAGCUGCUCUUCCAGAUACUGUGGACUGGAGGGAAAUGGGCUAUGUGACUGAGGUUAAGGACCAGGGAUAUUGUGGCUCUUGUUGGGCCUUCAGUGCGACAGGGUCACUGGAAGGUCAGACAUUUAGGAAGACGAGGAAUCUGGUGUCUCUGAGUGAGCAGCAAUUGGUGGACUGCUCAUAUGAAAACUUUGGUUGCGAUGGAGGCUGGGUGGAUAAAGCCUUUGAAUACAUUAUCUACAACAGUGGAAUUGACAUAGAAGAGUACUACCCUUAUGAGGCCAGAGAUGGGUCCUGCAGGUUUAAUCCAGCCACUGUGGGAGCUGCCUGCACUGGCUAUGAAUAUAUAAGAAGUGGAGAUGAGUAUGAUCUACAGGAAGCUGUGGCCACCAUCGGACCCAUUUCUGUUGCCAUAGACGCAAGUCAGAGUUCCUUCCAGCUCUAUGACUCUGGUAUCUAUUAUGAGCCAAUGUGUAGCAGCACUCAGCUGGAUCAUGCUGUCCUGGUUGUUGGUUAUGGCACAGUCGACCAGAUAUGGCAAAGACAAGACUACUGGCUGGUCAAGAACAGCUGGGGUCUUGGCUGGGGUGAAAAUGGCUAUAUCCGGAUGUCAAGGAACAAUUUUAACCAGUGUGGCAUUGCGACAGAUGCCAUGUACCCUCUGGUUUAAAGGUGGGUGGAAUACAUCUCCAUGGUUAACUCAAUCUGCAGCAACUACAUGACUUGAUUAUAAACACGUGAUACACAUAUGUGGCAAUGCUCACAGUCUGUGCGAAAAAAAAACCAAUAGAAAAGUCUAUCAUUUACUUUUGUGAACUUGAAUGGUGCUAAUAUAUUGAUUCAGAAAGACAUUAACUGGAACUGUGUUGAUGUCUAUUGAGUUUGGCAUUUUUAAUUCAGCUUUCCUUUCUAUGAUCACUUUUGAUUACUUUCUAAAUAAUCUCAUGAUUUCUUGAAUAUUCUUUGAUAAGCAGUCUAUGGCAUUUGAUGGCAUGAUAGGUUAUGCAUAAUAAAACCCUUGACUUUAGUAAUUUUUUUUGCUUAAAUAAAAGAAAGCUCUUGCAUACUGUCUUACUCUUAAGUGGAUUUAACAUGAAUUCACAUGCAGUUAUAUCACUUUUAUUGUUAGAGCAGAUUUAGUAAAAGUUAUUGUGUCACUUACAGCCAAAAUUGUCCUUAACCUGUAACACAUUUGGUUUUAUACCUGUCCAUGUAUCAAAUCUGUUAUUCAAGUCAUUAAAUGUAGUUUAAGCUUCAUA
Molecule: messenger RNA, 1729 nt
Organism: Pangasianodon hypophthalmus (striped catfish)
Lineage: Eukaryota; Metazoa; Chordata; Actinopteri; Siluriformes; Pangasiidae
Product: procathepsin L
Exons: 9
Coding region: 124-1140 (338 amino acids)
Biological process (GO): immune response
Cellular component (GO): lysosome
Molecular function (GO): cysteine-type endopeptidase activity
Source: RefSeq, a predicted model, not a curated record